This is a messenger RNA of Ornithodoros turicata, 1205 nucleotides long. RefSeq lists its product as uncharacterized. The coding region runs from base 60 to 1178 and encodes 372 amino acids. NCBI's taxonomy places the organism in Eukaryota, Metazoa, Arthropoda, Arachnida, Ixodida, Argasidae. The record is from RefSeq and is a predicted model, not a curated record. The transcript has 14 exons.
ACGCCGUUUCUCUCCGCUGUCUUCUAUUCCUUGGAAUUCCUAUUUUGGCGUUGGGAAAGAUGGACUCGAAAUGCGGGCCAGCGUUCAGCAAUCCGCCACUUUACGGGGACCACUUCCUGCAGCGAUUGGGCGAAGAGACCAGAGAGCGCGUUAUGCGGUGCCAUAACGUUUCCGAAGAGACUGCUACCAAGAGGGACGACCGUUUCAUGAAGCGACGCCUGUGGUGCAUCAGACAAGAGUUUCCAAAUGUGGACGCUUCUUCGUUAGAAGAGUACUUUUGCAACAUGUCAAAGAAAUCGUUUCAUAGCGGACAACCCGACGUAGAGAAGUACAAAAAGGCGGGACUAUGUCUCUUCGAAGCACACGACAAACACGGAGAGCAAGCACCGGAGUUGAAAGCGGCCCAAAAGAAGUGCCUUCAAGAAGCUUUCCCGGAUGCGGCUGAUCCCCGUAUUGCCUUCGUCGAUCUCAUGGAGAAGAUCGCAGAUACGCAGCGUCACGUGUUUCACGCUCACGCAGAGGUGUUGCAUUGUCUGCGGGACUUCUUUCUUCCCCACGAGGAACAAAUGGAAGUCGAGACUUUCGAGGCCAUUUGUCGGCAACGUCUUUUGCCCGACGUGGAACCCGAUCGACUGGAGUCCGUCUUUUACGGCGGUGAUCACAACGCAACUGCCAUGCUAGACGAAAGGCUGGCUUUGUGCGUCUUCCUGGAAUCUAGGACGGGAAAGUGGGCACGGGCAGAAAUGAAGAUAUUUUACGACUGCUUAGAAGAUGUCCUGAAGCAGGUGCCCGACAGUUCUCGAAUUUCUCAUCGGAUGGGUGUGGACAUUAAGCAGGAAGUGAUGGACGAGGCACUAACGUGCGAGUCGAAAGGCGGGACCGUGAUUGUGAGUGACGGCAUCCGAAGACCAGAUCACCUGACGUGCGUUCUUGGCCUUGUGAAAGACAGACCGUACGACCAUCAGCUUAACACCACUCUUGUCUAUGACAGUCCAGAACCACAAGAAAAGAUGGCGCUGUGUCUCAGUCACAGCAGAGCUUCCAGUCAAGAGUACCUCGAAUACAGAAGUUACAAAGAGAAGAAAGAUGAGAGGAUGAAAAGCGUCGCAGAAUGCCUAGGAGGCAAAGCAGCAGAAGAGGAAGCCACCUUAACAGCCUUCAUUAGACGAAGUCUGUAGAGGUCGUCGCUCUCUGGAUAAAUAAAC